Pelobates fuscus (common spadefoot toad) is the source of this 1954-nucleotide messenger RNA. RefSeq lists its product as uncharacterized. The transcript is spliced from 9 exons. Bases 230 to 1204 code for a protein of 324 amino acids. The record is from RefSeq and is a predicted model, not a curated record. Lineage: Eukaryota; Metazoa; Chordata; Amphibia; Anura; Pelobatidae.
AGAUAUCCUGUAUAAAUGUAUGACGAUCCCAUGAUGCACUGGGCGGCAUUCUAGCAGGGUUCCCAAAUGCGCAGGCUGUGAGCUGGAUACAUUGUUGCAGCUGCGUGGGUUCAGGUGGUCCCGGCCGUGGAAGUGACGUGCGUGGGGCUGUCUGGCGGAUAUUCCUCGGGCCCUGCUAAUUCCUGCUGCAAGACACUGGGCAGUGUGCACAGCGCUGAUCGCCCCCAACAUGGAGGAGGACAAGAGGCAUAUUAUUUCACCAAACAAUGAUGAAAGUGGUUGCCCUCCAAUAAAUCUGAGGCCACGGCAUCAACCUCUCAUCUCUACACCUUUUGGACCUAUCAAGCGCUGGGCGGAGUUGGCCUGGAUAAUUAAACUCUUUUUUGUCGGCACAAUCCUGUCUCUGAUUGUUGUGAUAGGAUUAAUCAUUUCCAACCUUGUGAAACAAUGUAACGAAGACUUCACCGUGUCGCUCAUUCAGUUGAUAGGAGCCGUGUUUUGCAUCUAUUAUAUCACUCGAGGAAUCCUGCAAGAUAAUCGCAAUGAGCUUGGUGCCUUUAUAGUAUCUAUAUUACUGGAAAUGACCCGAUCUAUUGUGAAUUACGCUGUCCUUGCUGAUGAGCUAAAACCUGAGAUACUACCUCGAUUUGCUAUAAUCCUGUCGUGUGGAUUCGUUCUUGUUGCGUUCUCUUUGUGGCUGAUGAUCAAUGUGAAUAUGAUGCCGUUCCGUGUUUCGGGGGCUCUGGAGGAACAGCAGUUACAGUAUAAAAGGCUGAUCCGCUGUAUCUCCCUACUGACAUUUGAUCUGCAAGCUCAGCUGUGCCUUUCAGUGCUGGUUUUAUUUUCUGGCGUCUAUAAAAUCAACCUGCUUCACAGUAUCUUACUGAGCAUUGGACUGUUCUGGGCCUGUAUCAAGGUUUCUGUUGGUAUCAUUGGUAUUUUAAGAGAGAUCAAAUGUCUCGUAUGGAUCUUUCUGCUACAAAAUAUACCAGAACUGGCUUAUCUGUGCUAUUUGCUCUACAAGCUGUCCGUAGAUUGGGGCAGUGGGGAAUCGUACACUCUGGAAGCUACAGCAGUGGUUGGAUCCAUUAUGUCGGUGGCUAUAAAAGUUGUCUUAUCCUGGCACCUGUAUCAUGUCUACCGCAGCUUUGGCCAAGGACUGAGGGAGAGAAUGUUUUCGUCUUAUGAUCAAAUCGAUUCCUGAAAAGCGUUUUGUGAAACCCAUCACAUUUGCUUUGCUUCAUCAUUUUCUCCAUGAAAUAGACUCUCUGGCCAAUGUCUACACUAACACAAGUGGUAAGAAAUAGCGUGCACUGCACUCUGGAAUCCUGCACCAAAAAACCAAAAGGGAAUAUUAUGGAUGUAUUAUCAAAGAAUUUUUUGCUCACAAGUACACUUUAUAUUUUGCUGAUGACAAAAGCCUGCACAAAUGUGUAUAAUAAAAUACAAACCAAGAUGUAUAGUUUUGAUAAAAAGUAACCCUUGUACUUUAAGGACUCUCCCACAUAGACAUUGGAUGCACUGGGUAAUGGCAAACAGACACUGCUUCUCUGGACAUGCGCUGACCAUUCCCUAUCUGUCCUACACUGGACAUGUCUCCCCAAUUGCUGUAUGAAUAAGUGUUAGGUAAUUCAAGCUUGCAUUUAUUUAUAAAACACUCAUUUCAAUGUGCCAAUGGAAGGUUUUUUACAUUUCAUUUUGCGACACCCUUGAAGUUUUGUAGUUUUUGGGUUUGUUUGUUUUUUGCCAGAUAUACAGACAGAUCCAAUUUAAACCUAUACCAUAUAUUAUGUAUAUAAAUAACAAUUUAUUUUCUGAUCAUCAGUUCAUAUUCCAGCAUGAAUUUUAUAGUAUACUUUUUCAGGAUUAUAAAAGAUUUAACAUUUGAAAUUGAAUAUAUUUCAAUUUAUUUUGGAUUCAUAAUCCCACUUCUGCCACCAGGAAGUAGAGUAUA